GGUAGUUUGGCGCCAGCAAUUUCGCGGGGCAGCGUCGCCAGAGCAGCACAGGGAAGCGAAAACGAGUAAAAUAUCAGGUAUUUUAUUGAAAAGCAGACGCUGCCAGGCUGAGCUAGACGGGCCGGUGUGUUCGCCGGUGUUGAUGCUGGUGCCGACUAAUUCCUGCGACCUGCAUUUCAUCCAGAACCUCGAGGCUGCGAGGAGGUGAGUAAGAAUGAUGGCAACGGCGGGGCCUCUGAGCAGCUCCAGCCUCCUCCCUCUGCUGGAGUCUCUUGAGGACAGCGCAGCCGGACAGCCUGAGCACACAGACGCCUACCUCACCAUCGCCAACCGGCUCAGUGGAGAGGAAGGGCGUCAGUUCCUCCCUGCAGUUGAAAAGCACUUUUCUCGCCUGGGCCAGACCAUCUUGAAACACAUCACCAGUCCAAAUGCUGAGCUGAGCCAAGCUGCCCUGCAAGCUUUAGGGUUUUGUGUUUACCACGGCCAUGUUGUCUCUGGAAUUCCCGAAGACCUCGCAUCAGAAAUAUUAUUAGCCCUUUGCUCCUUGGUGCUGAAGUCGACGGAUAAGAACACGUGCACCAGAGCAUUAUGGGUCAUCUCCAAACAGAGCUUCCCUCCAGAGAUUGUUGCAAAAAAAGUGCCGUCAAUACUGAGCACUCUGGAGAAUGUGUGGACCAGAGAGGACAUCCAGUCUGUUGUAAUGGAGCAUGAAGCCUUAAACGUUGUCAUAAGGUUGCUGGAGCAGGUGCCACCCCAGAUGGGCGACGGGGCAGUGCGGUGGGCCAAGCUAGUCAUACCCCUGGUGGUUCACUCGGCCUCCAAGGUGCGCCUGCGGGCUGCAGCAGCCAUGGAGAUGGGCAUGCCGCUCCUCCUGGAAAAACAGAUGGAGGUGGCAGCCGUCAUUGAGCCCAUCAUGUCCACUAAGCUGAUCCCCGAGCUGCAGAAACUUUUCAUGUCCAAGAAUGAAGCCAACGUCCUGAAGCUCUGGCCCUUAUUUGUUAGACUUCUGGGGAAGCUUCUCCACAGAGGAGGUCCCUUCAUCAACUCCCUGCUGCAUCUAGAGGAACUCGGCUUCCGUAGCUCCUCCCCUAACAUCAAAAAGAUUGCCUUCAUUGCCUGGAAGAGCCUUAUAGACAACUUUGCACUCAAUCCAGACAUCCUGUCCAGUGCGAAGCGUAUGAAGCUGCUCAUGCAGCCCCUCAGCUCCAUCCAUGUGCGGACGGAGGCCCUGCUGCUCACCAAGCUGGAGGUCUGGUGGUACCUGGUGGUCCGGCUGGGGCCCAAUCUGGCACCCAAUUUUGAACAGGUUUCUGUUCCUCUGCUCCAGUGCACGAUCGGAUCCGACUCCUCCACCAUCCCAGGCACUCCUGCUAGAGGCGCCAAUCAAAACGGAGCUGUUGUGACUGCCACACCAAAGACUGGCUCCGCAGGCUUCAACAGCCCGGUCGCCACUCCUCGUAUGAGCCUGAACUCCAGCAUCCAGGCGGCUCAGACCUUCCCCUCCAUCCAGCUGCUCGGCCUGGAGAUGUUGCUGCACUACUUUCUAGGGCCAGAGGUCGUUUCCAUGGCAGCCAAGAACAAACUCCUCCUGAGUCUAGAGCCCUUGACCCACCCCUUCCUGUCGGGUAUCUCCUCGUUCACCAAACAUGCAGCUGUGCUCAUCUCUACUGUCAGAGAUGGCUUCAUCGCUGUUGGCAAAGAGGCGCCAGAUUCCCUCCUGGCUCUGAUAUGGAAGAGCCUCGUUGGUUUUGUCAACUCAACAAUUGAGUCUGUUGGCAGUAAGAAGGACCGUCAGGGCUGCGAGGUCCUGACUCUGACGCUGCAGGCUCUGCAGAGCAUCGUCUCCUCAGAAGCACUGCCUGCAGACAGAGUGCUGGUUCUCUUUGAGAUGACGGUAAAAGGCAUUCCCCAGAGGGUUCUUGGCUCUGCCUCCUACCAAGUGGGCAAGAUGGAUGUUCUGAAUGGAACACCAGCUCUGUUCCUCAUCCUUCUCUUCUACAACAGCAGCAUGCUCUCAGCUUACGUAGAGGACGAGCGAUUCUUCCAGUGUCUGCACACCCUGGUGGGCUGCGGUCUGUCUGGACCAACGUCCCCGCUGGCAUUCGGGGAGGCGGUGCUUGGAGCCAUCAGGCGCAGCGCUGUGUCUCUGGACAACAAGGAGCAGCUGUGGAGGAUGUGGAGUGUGAUGGUCAGCCCGCUCAUUGAAACCAUCACACAGUCGAAUGAAGUGAACCAAGGCGACGCCCUGGAGCACAACUUCAACGCUGUGCACUCUGCCCUGAUGUUACCAGUCACACACCUCCUACCUGGAACUCCACUGCAACAGGGGACCCAGAAGUCGAUGCUGAUUACAUGGUCCAAGCUGUACAAGGUGUUUGCCCGCUGCUCCGCUCUAGUAGUCACAGCCGAGGAGAACGUCUGCUGCGAGGAGCUGUGUGUGAAGAUGGCUGCCGUUGUGGACAAAGAGGCCCUGAUGAUUCCUGCAACGUUGGAUGCUGUUGUCAGUAUCCUCCAGGUCAUGGUGGAGUGUGUGGACUUCUCUCCCUACACACCGCAGUUUCAGAAAAAGAUGAAGUCCCCUCACACCCCGUUGAACUGGAUACGUAAGAAGAACAAGGCCCUGGGGAACCUGUCCGCCUACCAGUCCCUCCUGCUGCAGUGUCUAGAUGUUUUUCUAGCUGCGGAGAGCCCUGAGGCUUCCUCAGAGGCCACAGGACUGGCCUUGGUCUCCAUCCUGUCUACUCUGUUCACCAACCUGGCCCUCCCCACCGCUGUCCAGGAGGCCCAGACAUCUCUCACUCAGCCUCUCACCCUCUUCUACAAACAGGCUGCCAGUGAGCCGCCCAUAUUCUCAUCGCAGCUUGUGGCAAAGUUGGAGAAGCUCCUAGGCGAGGUCCUGGGCUGCCUGCAGACCCGCUCUACUCUGGUCUACGACGAUGAGCUCCUGGCUGUUGUUUCCCCUCUACUUUGUGUUUUGUUCCCUCAUAAGAACAAACAGCUCCGCACUUCAGUCACUCAAUUCUGGAACAACACCUUCGCCAACUCAGUCAGCCUCAAUUACCCAGAUGAGCUCAGACCCAUACUGAGCCAGGUGAAGCAGAAGACGCCCAUCAUCCUACCUGGCUUUGAGGCGGUCAGUGUUCCUGAUGAGCUUAGUGGACAGUAUUCGCAGAGUGAGAGUUCCCAGUUAGAGACAAAGCUGAGCGGCGUGCUGGUUUCAUCUGUGGGGAAGAGAGACUCGCUGCUGGGAAGAGCUGCUGAGCUGAAGGACAGGAGCUCCAAGAGUACUCCUAAACCAGUUUCUACAAAGCUCGACUUUGGCUCGCCUCUGCCUCCACGCAGAGAGGUUUUGGAGGAAGAGGCCUCCAUUGACUUUGUCUUCAUUCCUCCUGAGACCAAGGAGAGAGUUUUGACAGAGCACCAGAAGGAGGUCAAGAGGACUAAAAGGGUUGACAUUCCUGCCAUGUACAACAACCUGGAUGCCUCUUUAGACACCACGGUUUUCACCCAGUACACGCAGAGUCAGGAAGAUUCCCUGGACAAAUUGCCAACAGAACAAGCUCACGGUGUAGAAAAGGAGGCUUCUGGCAAGGGUAAUCAGGAAGACAUGGAAGUUGAGGGAGAACCUGAAAUUCUGUCAAAGGAGACCCAAGACUAUGCCAGUCCAAAAGCUGCAGAUAAUGUGGCCAGUGAUCCAGAAAAGCAGGAAGGCCAGCAGGGAGAGAUAAUACCUGAAUCAGCAGAUGUCUCCAUGGAGGAUGAUGUCAGUAAUGAUGUUAAAGCAGAAGACUUGGACAAGGAGUCUAAAGAAAGCACUAGUCCCAACAUUUCUAGUUCUUCAGAUUUGAUCUCAGGAACUCCUCAGAAACCCAGCAGCCGUCGUCAGUCCUUUAUUACUCUGGAGAAGUAUUCAGAGGGCAAGCCGGCCAGUCCAAGCAAUGUAUCCACCUUCACAGGUCCUCACACUAAGGCGUCUAGUAGCCAAGAGCACACUGACAACACCAAGGCCUCCUCCCAGACAACCACUGAUACAGACUCACAGGUUGCCCAAGCCUCGGAGACUGGGGCAACGUUCACAGAGUGCUGUGAUUUAGUUUCACCAGAUUCCUCUAAGCAGGCUAAGGUGGUGCCUGAGGUGAAAGGUGAAACUAAGCUUGCUGAAGGAUUGUCUAGUGAAAGAAUAGAGGAUGAGGAUGAUGUUAUCCCAGACACUCAGACUGAUGUGGAGGGCAAAAACCAGACAAAGAAAUCUUCCACAUCAGAGGAAAUUAAAUCUUACAGCCAGGGAGAUGAACCUGAAGACACUUUGGAAGACUCUCAGUGCUCCCCAUCCCAGAGCUCUCUGGGUGAACCCAGACGGUCUGGACGCCAAAGGGUCCGACCUCUGCUCCCUGGCGAAGACCCUGAGGAGCGGGAAGAGAAGUACAACCAGCAGAAAAAGAGACGUUCCGGGGAGGAGCAUAAAAGUGAAGGCAAGGACAGGCAAGUCCAAGGCAGACCAAACACAAGAAGUAAACAGGCUGCUGAGGAGGAGAGUGGCAGGUUGAGAACAAGGUCGCGGUCAUCAGGUCAAAUGAUUUCCCCGGGAAAAGCACAAAGGAAGAGUAGGGGGUACAGUAACUCACAGGACCUGCUUGGCAAGGAUGAACGCAAGAGGAGAAGCACUAGAGAAGAUCAGAUCAGCCAAACUGACUCUCAAACAGACACACAAUCUGAUAAUGAUAGUCAGUCACAAAGUAGACGUGGUCGGCGCAGCAGAUCAGCAAUGGAGGCCCAGGAGGAAAGCAGACCCAAGCAAUCUGUUCCGCCUGAAAAAGAAAAAGAGGAGUCCAGCCAGACUGGUUUAGAGGGGACCACAGAGUCUCAGUCAGACAACAAACUACAGGUUAAAGCAGGCAGACGGAGCAACAAGGUGCUAUGUAAUUCACAGGAGUUAGACCUUGUAGAACCGACCAAAAAGGAAGAGCUUGAGCCAAACCAAAGCGAUUCUCAGAUUGCCACCCCUUCUUCUCAAACAGAUAGUCAGUCUCAGGUUAGAUCAAGUAGGAGGAGCAAGUUGGUAACUGAAUCAGAAGGGCUGAUAAAAGACAAACACAAGAGAAGAGAUGGUGCAGAUGAGGAGCUUAGUCAAGAUGACUCUCAAGUGAGUACACCUUCAGCCUCUGACAGCCUGUCACAGAAUAGAUUAAGGAGGAGAAGCAAGGCGGCUUCUGGGGCAGAGGAGUCUGAAGACAAAAAUGAAACUAAAGAUUCAUUAGGAAGGCAGGAUAAGUCUGAUUCUCAGGCAGCACUGCCGGCUGUCAGCCAAAAAGAGGGCAGACCAGUGACCAGGGGUAGAAGGAGCAAAAUAGAAGAGGAGCAGUCACAGUCCCAGUCUAAUAACAGUCCUAGUUUAACCCCUGUGAGCUCCCAGUCACUUAAUAUUGAAGGAUCAACAGAAUCCUCCCAAAGCAGGAGCAGGUACUCAAGACGAAGAUCAUCUCAAGCCUUAUUAGCUGGCGUGGAGGCCUCAGAGUCUGAUUCCUCAGACAACAAAGACGAUGGCCCCUUGCCCAAAAGGAGGGGGCCUAGAGCUAAAGUCUCUCUUUCAAGUCCACUCAGUCUUGGAUCAGGAGAAAUCAAAGUCAAUGAGGACACUGCAAACAAUGAUUCGCAAAGUUAUCAAAAGGCUGAUGUACAAAGCACACCUACCAGCACACCUACCAGCACACCCUUAGAAACCAAAAAUCUAGAAGAGCCAGAGGAUUCACCUAAAAAUAAGGACAUGCAAGAUUCAAAAUUACCCCAUAACAUCAAGGAACAAAAUAAGGACGAAAUAGCUAUUGAGGUGGAGCUUGAUGAACUUCUAGCCAUGGAGCCCAUUGGUCAGGUUAAAGCGGAGAUUGGAAGCACACAGCCCUCUCCAUCAAAAUGUUACCAGCAGCUGAAUAAUAAAACAUUGAUUGGGUCACCUCGAAAAAUAGUGCGAGGUCAGAGGGACUCUCUGGCAGAGGUGAGCAUUGAUCAAACCUCCUCACAGGAAAAUGACACGAGGGACUCCCAAGCUACUGAAAGCCUUGAUUCAGUCAGGCUGAGUGCUGAACAAUUUCAGGAAAAGCUACCAUCUGAUCUGCCUGUGCAGUCUGCCGAUGGCAACUCAAUCACAGAUAACAGUGUGUCCAUGGAACCAGUUAAUUUAAGUCCUGUGGCCUCCUCUGCAGACACGCUGAACUCCUCUGGUGGAACAACAGACAAACUGAGUCUGCAGGUCUCAGAGUCUUCAGAGGAGAAAGGCGUAGAAGUGACACAGCCUGUUGAUGUAGUUACCGAAAAACAAAAAGAAGAUGCAGAUUCAGACCAUCCAGAAACGCCUAAUGCGCCAAUGGAGGGCAAACUUGAAGAUAACAAUAGUACUGCUGUUGAGGAAAACCAGUUGGAGAGUCAAAGUGCCUUAGAUGAAGUUCCAGAGAAGGAGAAGUCCUCUUCUGUCGAAACGGAAAAAUUAGAAAGCCAGGAGUCAAAGGCUAUUGUGCACCAGUGCGAAGUUCAGAGAGAUGGUAAUGAUACUGCUCCUGAGCAAAAGGGCGAAGAAAAAGACAAUGCCCAGGAAAUGCUGUGUGAGGUGGAAGAACAACCUCAAAUAGACAACAAUCAGACAAGUGUAGCUGAUAAAGACUCAGAUGUGCCUCUGACUGAUGUCUGUGAUACCUCAGUGUCUUCAGAAACCAUCAGUAAAGAUGUUUGUCAGGAUUCCCCAGCAAAGCAGAAGGACCUGGAGGCUAUGAUCGGGCCAGAUGUCGGUCAGAGCCCCAUUGGUGGCAGGACCAGAGGGACUUGGUCUCCUUCAGCCUCCCCAUCUACCAGUAUCCUCAAGAAGGGCCAGAAGAGACCACUUGAGGAGGAGACUCCCUCACCUCUUGUUAAGUCCAGGCGAGUUUCUUUUGCUGACCCUAUCCAACACCAGGAACUGGCUGAUGACAUUGACCGUCGCAGCCCUGUCAUCAGAACGAGCUCCCCAAAAAGGUCCAAAACAGCCAGCGGUAUCCCACAGCCCAAGUAUGUUACUACUCCUACAAAGGGCCUACUGAUUCUAAGUCCAAGAAAUCUCCGCAGCCCUGGUUCCAAGAGCUCCAAGAAAUGCCUGAUAUCGGAAAUGAGCCAAGAGCCACGGCCUAUUCCUAAAGACUGUGUCUACCCUGCCCUGGUUGGCUGCUCUACACCUGUAGAGGCUGUGCUGCCUCAGAUUUCCUCCAACAUGUGGCCUCGAGGCUUUGGGCAGCUGGUCCGAGCCAGGAACAUCAAAACAGUCGGUGAUCUCAGUGCUCUUACUCCCGGUGAGAUCAAGACUCUGCCAAUUCGCUCCCCAAAGAUCUCCAAUGUCAAGAAGGCACUUAAAACAUAUCAUGAACAACAGCGUAAAGGACGGGGAGGUGCGGAUGAACUGAAGAGUUUUGACGAGAUGGAGAAGAUGACUUCUGAAGUGGAGGAGAACAACGCUCCUCAAAACCAGGACGAGGAGGACAAGCUUCAAGGGGAGCCUCUCGCCACAGAGCUGGUGGAUGAGCCUGUGCCGGUAGACCAGAGGCCAGACCAGGAUGGCUCCGUGAGUCAGGCCUGUGACGGGCAGCCUGGGGAACGGAGACCUGAGGGACAGCCGAACCCCGAGGGGCUUCUGUCUCAGAUGGAGGCCCUGUCUUCCCGUGUCACGCCGCUAGAACUGAACCGCUGCUCACCACAACAGCUGCUGCAACUGCAUGAUCAUCUGGGAGGCAUGAUGAGGAGCGUGGUGGUCGAGCUGCAGACGCGCCUCUGCCAGACUGACAACAAACCCUGAUGGAGACUUGCCUUUGGUGGAUCCGACUGUUGUGUAAAGAUGUAGGGGGACAUAAAAUGACUGGAGAGAAAUUUGCAAGGAAGAACUCCUGCAGAAUUUCUUGCAUCCACCCAGGCCUCAAUUGGUCUAAUCAACAGCUUUUAAUGAGAAUUUUAUGGUAUAAACUCAUUACUCUUUUGCCUUUCCUCCUCUGAUUAUCCUCUGGAUAAUUCAUAGAUGGGUAAUGUAUUUUUAUUACAUGCUAGCAGCUGCUUUUCUGUUUUUUAGCUGGCAGAUUUAGCUAUUUUUCCACAGCAGUGAAAGGGAAGCACCGUCACACUUUGAGCUUCAUCAGACAAAGAAAAUGACUUUUAGCAGUGAUAGCCAGGAGAAUGAUGGCACUUUUUUUUUAAUACAUUGAAGCAAGAACUGAUGCAAUACUAAGAAUGUAUAUUGAGGAGAAGUAUAACUCUUGUUGCCCAAGCUCUUUGAUCCAUGCAUUUUUUUUGUACAUACAUAAACCUCUAGUGUCCAGUGCUACCAGGAUUGUAGCUGCUUAGGGUGUUUUGUUUACAACACUUCAACAGUGCUCUUGUACAUUUUUGAAAGAUUUCUUUUCCCGAUGGUUUGUAAUCAUUCUGUCAUCUUCAUUUUCAUGUCCUAUCCUUUUUUUAAAAUGUCACAAACCCUAGUUAUUAGUGGGCAGUUACCUGUGCUCUUUUAUUCCUUGUUUUAAGUACAUCAAUAAAAGAAUUAAUAUGAA
Molecule: messenger RNA, 8555 nt
Organism: Myripristis murdjan (pinecone soldierfish)
Lineage: Eukaryota; Metazoa; Chordata; Actinopteri; Holocentriformes; Holocentridae
Gene: rif1
Product: replication timing regulatory factor 1
Exons: 35
Coding region: 215-7813 (2532 amino acids)
Biological process (GO): telomere maintenance
Cellular component (GO): chromosome, telomeric repeat region; nucleus
Source: RefSeq, a predicted model, not a curated record